Molecule: messenger RNA, 1158 nt
Organism: Phaedon cochleariae (mustard beetle)
Lineage: Eukaryota; Metazoa; Arthropoda; Insecta; Coleoptera; Chrysomelidae
Source: the annotation of a GenBank genome assembly
CUACGCUAGACAUCGGUCAGUCGGUAUCUACAUUUUCGUGCAACAGUUCCCGCAGAAAAUUUUCAAUUACGAAUAGAUAAAUUUAAACCGGCUGGAGGUUAGAACACAUUGAUAACGUCAUCGUAAAGAAUGUCUUCCGAAAAGGAAAUUGAAGUCCAAACAACAGCCGUGGAGAACCUCAAACUGGAAAAUGGCGACGCACAACCUCCACCAUCCCCCUCCAAUGUCACCUUCGAGGAAAAUUUCAAGAUUUUCGCGAAAUUCGGCGAUCCCAAAUCGGACGGAAAACAGAUCACCCUGUCCAACAGCGACAAAUGGAUGAAGCAAGCGAAAAUCAUCGAUGGCAAGAAAAUCACCACGACCGAUACCGGCAUUUAUUUCAAGAAGCUGAAGUCGCUCAAGGUUGGCAUCGUACAGUAUAAACAGUUCUUGGAGGAUUUAGCGAAGAACAAAAAGGUGGAGGUGUCCGAAAUUUUGGAGAAGCUGAGGACUUGCGGAACACCAGGCCAUCAUGGUGUGGGAAAUGUGAAAGCGACAGGCACAGUCGACAGACUGACUGAUACUUCCAAAUAUACAGGCACGCACAAACAAAGGUUCGACGAUACAGGAAAAGGCAAAGGGAUAACAGGAAGGAAAGACUUGCCAGAUGGUUCUGGAUAUGUGACGGGAUACCAGAACAAGGAUACCUUCGGAAAAACUGAAAAAUAAUGGAUAACUAUGACCUUCCUUAUUUCUACAUUCUCCAGAUUUACAUGGUCGUGUCACCCUGUGUAUUUUUUUCUAUCAUAUACUCGAGAAUAAUUGUGAGACCAAGAUUAAAUAUUAUUUGUACCUAAAUGUUAUAGUUAUAAGUAGCUUUGUGUAUAUCGAUAAUUUUGAGCAAUACAUGUGUACCUAUAUUUAUAUGUUAAGCAUCCACUUUUCCGAAGUUAUCAACACACAUAGAAAACAACCGUAUAUUUAUAGGUAUUCUUCCAUUUCAUUGCCAUGAUAUAUAAAUCUAUUUCAACUUCCAGAAUGAUAAAUAUAUUUUGGAGAAUACUCUUUAUAUCAAAUAUAAAAUUUAAGAUGAGGAAAAAAUAUAAUUGUUAUAGUUUAUAUUACUUUGUUUUGUAAAUAUCAAGAAUGAUAUGUGGGAUAUUAUAGUAUUCUAGUAAU